Molecule: messenger RNA, 2196 nt
Organism: Tremella mesenterica DSM 1558
Lineage: Eukaryota; Fungi; Basidiomycota; Tremellomycetes; Tremellales; Tremellaceae
Exons: 7
Biological process (GO): transcription preinitiation complex assembly; DNA-templated transcription initiation; transcription by RNA polymerase III
Cellular component (GO): nucleus; transcription factor TFIIIB complex; transcription preinitiation complex
Molecular function (GO): RNA polymerase III type 3 promoter sequence-specific DNA binding; TBP-class protein binding; RNA polymerase III general transcription initiation factor activity
Source: RefSeq, a predicted model, not a curated record
UGUCCUCUCUGUCGCUCCACAGGUCCCUUCGAGACAAACCUCAGCGCAGGGACAACAAUAUGCGGAAGUUGCUAUACCAUCGUAGAACAGGGUAUCCUCGUCUCUGAAAUUGGGUUUGGUGAAAGUGCCGGUGGGAGGGUACAUGUGCAAGGACAGUUCGUUUCUCGUUUUGCAACCGGUAUAGCUGGUAUCAGAGGUGCUUCUUCUGCCUCUUCGGAGAAGGCCAAACAGGAUGGCCAAGCCAAAGUCAAAAGCGUAGGCGACGCUAUGAACAUCGAACCCCAUAUCAUUCGGGGAGCACAAAGAUGGUAUGGUCUAGCUGUUGAUAAUCGGUUCAAUCGAGGUCGGAGGAUAGAAUACAUCGUGGCUAGCUGCCUGUAUCUUCAAUGCAGGAUGAAGAAGGAUCCUCAUAUGUUGAUUGAUUUUUCCGAGCGUCUGACUAUAAACGUCUAUGAACUCGGUGGUACUUACCUCAAACUCCGCUCCAUCCUAUCCCUGACCGAGACCAUGCCUGAAGUCGAUCCAGCCAUUUACAAUCUUCGCUUCGCCAACCGACUUUCCUUCGGAGCUCCCGCGGUCGUUCAUGCCAUCGCUGCGGACGCUUCCAAGCUCAUCCGACGUUUUGCGGCCGAUUGGAUGACACAAGGACGUCGACCUGCUGGUUUAUGUGGUGCAUGUCUUAUCAUCGCCGCGCGGAUGCACGAUUUUCUCCGGACUCCGGACGAAGUUGCUCAGGUGGUCAAAGUGGCACCCAUAACGAUCCACCGAAGGUUGCGAGAGUUCGCUCAGACCAGCAUUGCCAAGAAGACAGUGGAGGAAUGGCGAAAUAUGACCGAAGAGGAUUUGUUACAUGAUACGGAGGAUGUACCUCCUGUGGUCAAAAAGCAACGGGAGCAAGCUCGAAAAUUGGCAGAGAAAGUGAAGCGAGAAACAGCUAUGAUGGGACAAGAAGAAUCUUCUCCUCCACUUGAAGAGCUGGACCCCCAGGAUGACGAUGAUAUGACGGAUCCACAGGGAGAGGGCAGUACGAGACGAAGAGGUAAAGAAAGGAUGACGGAAGAAGAAUUAGAUAUGGGAGAAGUAAUUCGCGAAGUAGCAGAGAAUUACGGUUUGGACGUUUUCGAAGGUGAAGAAAUUGAAGAUCCUAAUCUUGAAGAGAUGGGACCUACAGAAUACACAAAAGAAGUGGAUGCCGCAAGAGACGAUCCCGAUCAAGCUAAAUCUGAAAGAAAGAGAGACCAACACGCUUUUCGUCGAUCUAUCCCUUCUUCAUUCUCCACCACAGCAGUUGAUUCCGAUCCGACACAAUCGACAUUGGUAGAAUACGAUGCUUUGGGUUUGGAAGAUAAAGAAGAAGAUUUACAAGAAUAUGAUGAAGAUGAAAAAGAAGAUGAUGAUGAGAAAGAAGAAGGUCAAGAGAAUGGUAAAAGAAAUAAUAAAAAGAAAAAUUUCGAUGAAUGGGAAGAUGAAGAAGCCACCAUGAUUUUCCUUGAAAAAACAUAUUUCUCAGAAGAAGCUAGACUCUUAGCUGUCACUGGAACGGAUAUCAGAGAAAGGAUAAAAAGUUGGUUGAGAGGUAGAGAACCUAAGGAUGUAGUAAUGGAAAUGAGAACCAUUGAGAAUGCUUAUAGGAAAAGAGCAAAGGGAGCUAAAGUUAAAGAAGAUGUAUUUGAGGAUAUCGAUGAUGAGGAAUUGGAUAAGUAUUGGAUUAUGGAUGAUCAUGAGAGGGAUACAAGGGCAAGGAUGUGGUUGAGUAGUAAUGGAAAAUGGUUGGAGGAGGAGAAAACUCGACAAGAGAAAAAAGCGUUAGAAGAGAAACGUAAAGGUGAAUCUGGACGUCCCAAGCCGAAGACCAAACGUAAACGUCCAACAGCAAGACAAAAACCAUUCACAACAGCCAGAGAAGCCAUCACAACUUUAGCUAUCGAUAAGAAAUUUUCUUCUAGGGUCAAUUAUGACGCACUGGAAUCAGCUGUAGAAAAAGUUGAUAGUGAAUUAGUGAUGUUUGAUGAUAAAGAAGAUGAAGGUGAGAAAUAUGAUGACGAUGAUGAUGAUGGUAAGUAUGACGAUGGUGAGAAAGAUGAUGGUGAUGAUGAGGAGGAGGAGGAGUGGGGAGGAAAAAGGAGAAGGAAUGGAGUGGUGGCUUUUAAUGUUACUGAUUAUGGAGGUCAAGCUAGGGAAAGAAGGGAACGAUAA